AUUGAAGUAAAGCUCUCGGUCAAGUUCACCAGCCGGGAGUUCAGCUUGAAGAGGAUGCCAUCCCGAAAACAGACAGGGGUCUUCGGAGUCAAGAUCGCCGUGGUCACCAAGAGAGAGAGGUCCAAGGUGCCCUACGUCGUGCGCCAGUGCGUGGAGGAGAUUGAGCGCCGCGGCAUGGAGGAGGUGGGCAUCUACCGCGUGUCCGGAGUGGCCACCGACAUCCAGGCGCUGAAGGCAGCCUUCGACGUCAAUAACAAGGACGUGUCGGUGAUGAUGAGCGAGAGGGACGUGAACGCCAUCGCAGGCACGCUGAAGCUCUACUUCCGUGAGCUGCCUGAGCCCCUCUUCACUGAUGAGUUCUACCCCAACUUCGCUGAGGGCAUUGGUGAGCACUGGAGGCCCUGGCGUCCUGGGAGGCAUCUACUCGUCCAUUGCUGCCCUUGGGGGCUGUGAAAAGUGAGGUGUGGGAACCCGAGCUGUGCCACCUCUGCCAUGGUCAGCAUUUUAACCAACCUGAGAAAGCAGCAGCCAGAACCCAGCCUGUCCUGAAGCCCUCGCCCGUUCCCGGAGGGCUUGCCGUCCCUAUUCCUCCAGGAGACCGAGAGGGUGAAAUGGUCAGCACUGCCGUGCGGUGGGGUCCCAAACUCCGCUGUCCUCCUUUCUGCAGACCAGGGCUGAAU
Molecule: messenger RNA, 680 nt
Organism: Sapajus apella (tufted capuchin)
Lineage: Eukaryota; Metazoa; Chordata; Mammalia; Primates; Cebidae
Product: breakpoint cluster region protein-like
Exons: 3
Biological process (GO): positive regulation of GTPase activity; signal transduction
Cellular component (GO): membrane
Molecular function (GO): GTPase activator activity
Source: RefSeq, a predicted model, not a curated record